Molecule: messenger RNA, 1446 nt
Organism: Solenopsis invicta (red fire ant)
Lineage: Eukaryota; Metazoa; Arthropoda; Insecta; Hymenoptera; Formicidae
Product: farnesyl pyrophosphate synthase
Exons: 6
Coding region: 297-1343 (348 amino acids)
Biological process (GO): trans, trans-farnesyl diphosphate biosynthetic process
Cellular component (GO): cytoplasm
Molecular function (GO): dimethylallyltranstransferase activity; (2E,6E)-farnesyl diphosphate synthase activity
Source: RefSeq, a predicted model, not a curated record
UACUAUAUCGAUAUGCCUUGACACGCGUACAAGUUCAUGUGUUAAGGCAUCGGUGGAACCUAGUGUACAUCGAAUCGAUGUCGACUCAAUGUCGAUUUGAUUAUUUUAUUGUCGAAUCGACGUCGGUUCGAGUUGAUGAUUUCGACAUCGAACCGACGACGUUGAUUUCGUUAUCAUUUCUCACUGAGUAGAGUGUAUCACAAUUUUAUUCGUGAUGUAAUUGAAUCAUUGUUGCUUAUUAUUUGUCCAAGUUUUAGAAAACUGUAACGCAAACGGUUCAUUCUACGACUCAAACAAUGGAGGUAACGAUGGAAGAGGAAAAUCAGAAAAUGAUGGCAGUGUGGCCGGACCUUGUUCGUGAUAUCACGGAAGCAGCUAUGAUAUUAAACAUUCCAGAUGUUGCUAAAUGGAUGGAAAAAGUAUUGGAAUAUAAUGUCCCAAAUGGAAAGAAAAUACGUGGCUUAACACUAAUUUGUGUCUAUAAAUCGCUGGUACCUAACGAUCAACUGACAGAAGAUAACAUUCGCUUAGCACAGAUUUUGGCAUGGUGUGUGGAAAUGAUGCAAGCCUAUCUUCUCGUGCUCGAUGACAUUCAAGAUCAGUCGUUAUUUCGUCGAGGUCAACCAUGUUGGCAUCGAUACAAUAAUAUCGGUGAAGCGGCUGUAAAUGAUGGUGUUUUAUUAGAAAGUGCUAUGUAUUACAUACUUCGAAAACAUUUCCAAGGGAAAGAAAGUUAUUGUAAUCUAGUAGAAACUUUCCAGGAUGCCAUAUUCAAGACACUAAUGGGUCAGUGUUUAGAUUUGAAUUCAACCAACUUCGACAAGAAGCCCAAUCUGAAUCUAUUUACGAUGGACCGACUUAAUUCUGUUAUUAAAUUCAAAACGGCGCAUUAUACGUACGUUUUGCCAAUAAUCGCAGCUAUGCAUUUAGCUGGAAUAAAAGAUUCUGAAAUGUUCAAUCAAGCACAGGCCAUCUUAUUAGAGAUAGGACGUUUGUUCCAAGUGCAAGACGAUUAUUUAGAUUGCUUUGGGGAUUCCAACGUUAGUGGCAAAAAUAGUACUGACAUACAGGACGGAAAAUGUACGUGGCUGAUUGUUGUAGCUCUUCAACGCGCGACUCCAGAACAACGUAAAAUUUUAGAAGAAUCUUAUGGAGUUUCGGAUCAGGAAAAAACAAGACGAGUGAAACAGCUGUUUAAUGAUUUGGAUUUGCCUAACACUUAUUUUAAAUAUGAAGAAGAGACAUAUAAUCUACUAAAUAAACACAUACAGCAGAUAUCAUGCGGACUUCCACACAGUCUUUUCUUCAACUUAUUGCAGAAAAUUUACCGAAGGACGUCAUGAAAACAUCGUUUGUAAAAAAUUGUUUUGCUUUGAAGAAAUAAAUUGCAUUAAUAUAUGUUAACUUUGUAGAUUUGAAAAUUAGAAUAAAAUAAAUUAAAACAUU